AUGAUUAUUAUUCGAUGGAAAGCAAGCGGCAACACUUUGGUUUGUCUCGAUUCAGAGCAGUACCAUGCUUUGGUGCUACGAGGUGGCAACAACGUGAGAACCCUCAAGCGCUACUUGUGCUCCCUGACAGGAUACACUCGAUUCAGGCAGUGCCUCUUCGACGAGGCUAACGAAGAAAGCUUCGGCGAGCUGGCUGAUAGCUCCAUCUUCGGCUUUCCCGCAGUCCUGUCGUUUUUGGUCAAGGGCUUUGUCCCAAACGACAAAGAGCGGUAUGACGAUCUUCUCCUAGCUGCAGAGCACCACCGUGACGAAGACUUGCAGAUAUUAUUGCAAGAGCCCCAAAGGCCAGACCUUGUUGAUGAGACUUGGCUGUGGUCGGCUCUUCACGGUGCCUGCUACUGGAACAGCUUGGCCUGCAUUAACUUGCUGCUUGAGGCGCGUGCUCACGCAGACGCAGUGUCGGAGUACUCCCCAUGGGAGGGGGACUCAGGUGCCACGCCCCUUCUAGUAGCUGCAUACAGAGGCAACCAGGGAGCCGUGGCAAAUCUGAUCGCCGCGGACGCCAAUGUCAACUAUGGAACCGAAGUUGGAUGUUCAGCCUUGUUGAUCGCUGUCGCCGGUGCGAAUCCAGACCUCACGCAGCAGCUGCUUUUCGCCAGAGCCGACGUGGAGAAGACCACGAAACGCGGUGUAUCGCCCUUGUUCGUAGCUGCACGUAAUGGUGACAAUAGUAUUGGCUGUCUCGGCAUAGUCCAGAUGCUGAUUCUGGCACAGGCAUCCUUGGACAAAGCAUGCAACGAUGGGACGAUGCCGCUGCACGUUGCAUCUUGGAUGGGUCACUGUACAACUGUCCUGCUCCUGGUGCAGGCGCGUGCGAACAUCAACAUCAACAAAGCCGACAAGAUAGGUGGAACUGCACUUCUGUUGGCUUCAGCAGAGGGCCGCACUCGCACUGCAAGGAUCCUUAUUGAUGCCAGAGCGGACUUGAACAUUGCAUCCGUCAAGCGUCACACCCCGGUAUUUGCAGCCUGUUGCAGGGGCCAGAUUGAGGUUGUUCAGUGCUUGCUGGACGCAAGAGCGGACACAAAUCAAGCUUCUGAUGAUUGCGGACCUCCCUUAUUCGUGGCUUGCUUGCACAGGUCUGCUGCCCAUGUGGCAAUUCGGAAGAAGUUGAUCCAGGCCAGAGCCGAUGUGAACAAGGCAGAUGAGGCAGGCAAUUGUGCCUUGCACGCAGCUGCCGGUCGAGGGAACCGUGAGGCAGCACAGCUCUUGCUGAAAUCGAGGGCAGAUGUGAACCAGGCCAGCUCGAAGGGGAUGACGGCUUUGUUGAAUGCCGCCGCAAGUCCUGCCAACGACGCGGCUGUGGUCUCUUUGCUCGUCCAGUACAGGGCCGACCUCGAUCGGCCCGAUGGCGAAGGUGAGACGCCCAUUUUUGUGGCGUCAAGAACGGGAAACCAGAGGGUUGUGAGUUCGCUGCUGAAGUGCAGUGCUGACAUCGAGAAAUGCGAGGACGGCAAGCCGACGCCGAUCUUCAUUGCUGUUUACGAAGGUUGGACUGACAUCGUGAGGAUGUUGGUCCGUGCCAGAGCCAGACUUGAUAUCAGGACGGAGAAGGUCACGCCACUCAUGGUCGCUUGUAAAAGGGGCCACCGUGAAGUCGCGCAGCAGAUCAUUGAUGCCGGUGCCAGCAUUGAGCAAUGCGGUCAGGAUGGCGAUACACCUUUGUCUGUGGCUACGUCGCGAGGUCACGGCUCAGUCGUCCAGCUACUUAUCUCUCGCCGUGCCCAUCUUGACAAGGAAGCGGAGAAUGCCGCCACAGCCCUCUCGAUCGCUGCUUGCAGGGGUGACCAGAAGAUUGUACAGGGGCUGCUUCGUGCUCGUGCACUUGUCAACAAGGCAAAUGCCAAUGGGGCGACAGCAGUUUUUUUUGCUGCCCAGGAAGGCCAUGUAGGAGUCGUGCAGCUCUUAAUUCAGGCCCGAGCCACUUUAGAUGAGGUAGCCGAAAACGGUGCGACAGCCUUGUCAAUGGCUUCGUGCAAAGGCCAUGUGAAAAUUGUGCAUCAACUACUUCAGGCUGGAGCCAAGGGCGGCCGCUGA
This is a messenger RNA of Symbiodinium sp. CCMP2592, 2097 nucleotides long. The record is from the annotation of a GenBank genome assembly. NCBI's taxonomy places the organism in Eukaryota, Dinophyceae, Suessiales, Symbiodiniaceae.